Medicago truncatula (barrel medic) is the source of this 1624-nucleotide messenger RNA. RefSeq names its product protein TIFY 4B. Lineage: Eukaryota; Viridiplantae; Streptophyta; Magnoliopsida; Fabales; Fabaceae. The record is from RefSeq and is a predicted model, not a curated record. The transcript is spliced from 8 exons. Gene Ontology annotation, biological process: response to wounding; regulation of defense response; regulation of jasmonic acid mediated signaling pathway. The coding region runs from base 194 to 1186 and encodes 330 amino acids. Gene Ontology annotation, cellular component: nucleus.
CUUUCCCCCCAAAGACCCUACUGCAACAGUACACAUUCAUUCACACACCCUUCACACUUCUUGACCCAUCACUCCCUCACUACACCAACACUACACUACACUACACCCUCUCUCUCAUCAUCAUCAGCAUCAUCUCAUAAAUUCUAUACCUGUACAUGGUCCCACUUACCCUCUGUUGCCGGAAUCGGAAACGAUGAACGGCGGAAGCACCGUUUCCUUCCGAUCCAUCCUCGACAGACCUCUUAACCAACUCACUGAAGAUGACAUUUCUCAACUCACUCGCGAAGACUGUCGCAGAUUCCUCAAAGAUAAAGGGAUGCGCAGGCCUUCCUGGAACAAAUCACAGGCGAUCCAGCAGGUGAUUUCUCUCAAAGCGCUUCUAGAACCUACCGACGAUGAUAUCCCGGCUACCGUCGGCGUUGGUGUCUCCUCCGCCAUUCACCACCAUCACCACCACCACCCUCCUCAACCUCCGCCGAAGGCUUUGGAUCCCGAAGAUACUGCUUUGGAACUACAGAAAUCCACUUCACCUGUUGCUGAGAGACCCACGGAAACCAAUGAUGCCAAUGUUGUUAACAAUCCCGGAGGGUGCGCACCUAGUGGGUCAUUUGGGCAAAUGACAAUUUUCUACUGUGGUAAGGUGAAUGUCUAUGAUGGAGUCUCGCCGGAUAAGGCACGAUCAAUCAUGCAGCUUGCUGCUGCAUGUCCGUCCUCCUUUCCUCAGGAUAAUCCUUCAAAUAAAAAUGCAGCAGUUUGGGCUUCUCCUUGCAACUUACCUAUUGAUAAGGAAGUCCUCUUCCCUACUGACACAGCAAUCCUUCAAGUUGCUCAAACAGAUAAGAUGGUGGAAUACCCUCUGCAAUACAGGGAGAAAGGAAGCACAGCUCGUGAUGCUGAUGUAGAGGGUCAGGCAAGCAGAAAAGUGUCACUGCAGCGAUAUCUUGAAAAGCGAAAGGACAGGGGAAGAUCGAAGGGCAAGAAACUGACUGGCAUAACUUCAUCUAACUUUGAGAUGUAUUUGAACCUUCCAGUGAAGCUCCAUGCCUCAAAUGGGAAUUCAAGUCGUAGUAGCACUGACUCUCCACCACAGCCUAGACUGCCUUUAGUUUCCAGUGGCUCAGCUGAAAACCAGCCAAAAGUUACCCUUCCCAUUGAUUUGAAUGAUAAAGAUGUUCAAGAAUGCUAAAACCUGAGACUAGAUAGAUUGUGCAGAUUUGAAACUCGUAGAUGAUUGAAGAGAACCAUGGGUGUAUGACUGAAGAGAAGAGACCAUAGCUUCUGGGAUCCUAUAAAAGAAACAUUGGGCCGAGACUAGAGUGGUCAAUUUUUAGUAGCUUUAACUGCUGGGAAAUUUAUUAUGUUUAGGAUAGUCUAGUUUCCUGCUGACCUGAUCAAUUUUGUAAUAACAGUUCUUUAGUUUCAUUUUAUCAUUCGGGAAUUUCUUGCUUCCGUGACUUGAGGUUUACUAAGUUAGUAAAAUGUAGCGUCAGGAGCAGCCAUUUUCCCAGGAAUAUGUGAUAUGUAAUGUAAAUUCAAUGUGCUGCUGCCUCUUCUUAAUUGUUAAUAGCUUUUGUAGCCUAAACCGGACUCUUGUUUUUAUUACUUUGAUGCUACCUUUUUUUUC